Messenger RNA from Lepus europaeus (European hare), 1599 nucleotides. RefSeq names its product UDP-glucuronosyltransferase 2B16-like. Bases 4 to 1599 code for a protein of 531 amino acids. Lineage: Eukaryota; Metazoa; Chordata; Mammalia; Lagomorpha; Leporidae. Gene Ontology annotation, molecular function: UDP-glycosyltransferase activity. The record is from RefSeq and is a predicted model, not a curated record. The transcript is spliced from 6 exons.
AAGAUGUCUAUGAAGCACAGUUCAGUUCUGCUGCUGCUGCUACAGCUGAGUUGCUGCUUCAGCUCUGGGAGUUGUGGGAAGGUGCUGGUGUGGCCUAUGGAAUUCAGUCACUGGAUGAAUAUGAAGACAAUCCUGGAUGCACUUGUCCAGCGAGGUCAUGCAGUAACUGUUCUGAGAUCUUCUGCUUCUGUUUUAAUUGAUACCAAAAAUGAAUCUGGGAUUAAAUUUGAAACUUUUCCUACAGCUUCUACUAAAGAAGAAAUGGAAGAAUUUUUCAUGUAUUGGAUAAAAACAUUGAUAAAUGAUGUGUCAAGAGAAAAAUAUUGGGAGUAUUUUCCAUUAUGGCAUAAAUUCUUUUUAGAAUAUUCUAACACUUAUGAAAGUCUCUGCAAAGACCUAGUUUUGAACAAGAAAAUCCUGGCAAAGAUUCAAGAAUCAAGGUUUGAUGUUGUUCUUGCAGAUGCCAUUGGUCCCUGUGGUGAGCUGCUGGCUGAGCUUCUGGAAGUACCCCUUGUGUACAGUCUCCGCUUCACUCCUGGCUACACCUAUGAAAAGUAUAGUGGUGGACUUCUGUUUCCUCCUUCCUAUGUACCUAUUAUUGGGUCCAAUUUAAGCGGUAAAAUGACGUUCAUGGAGAGGGUAAAAAAUACGCUAUGGAUGCUUUAUUUUGACUUUUGGUUCCAAACAUUUGAUGAGAAGAGGUGGGAUCAGUUUUGCAGUGAAACUCUUGGAAGACCUGUCAGAUUCUCUGAGCUGGUGGGGAAAGCUGCUAUGUGGCUCAUCCGAAGCUACUGGGAUCUGGAGUUUCCUCGCCCACUCCUGCCAAAUGUUGAAUUUGUUGGAGGGCUCCACUGCAAACCUGCCCAGCCUCUGCCCAAGGAAAUGGAAGACUUUGUGCAGAGCUCUGGAGAAGAGGGAGUGGUGGUGUUUUCCCUGGGGUCCAUGGUCAGUAACAUGACAGAAGAAAGGACCAAUGUGAUCACAUCAGCCCUUGCCCAGCUUCCACAAAAGGUUCUUUGGCGAUUUGAUGGCAGAAAACCAGAAACCUUAGGACCUAAUACUCGACUCUAUCAGUGGAUCCCCCAGAAUGACCUUCUUGGUCAUCCAAAGACAAAAGUUUUUGUAACUCAUGGUGGAGCCAAUAGCAUCUAUGAAGCUAUCCACCAUGGCAUCCCUAUGGUGGGUCUUCCUUUGUUUGGGGAGCAACCUGAUAAUAUCGCUCAUAUCACGGCCAAGGGAGCAGCUCUUAGAUUGAACUGGAGAACAAUGUCAAGUGCCGAUUUGUUCAAUGCCUUGAAGACAGUCAUUAAUGAUCCUUCCUAUAAAGAGAAUGUCAGGAAGUUAUCAAGAAUUCACCACGAUCAGCUCAUGAAGCCCCUGGACCGAGCAGUCUUUUGGAUUGAGUACGUCAUGCGCCACAAAGGAGCCAAACACCUUCGGGUUGCAGCCCACGACCUCACCUGGUUCCAGUACUACUGUCUGGAUGUGAUUGGGUUCCUGCUGGCUUGUGUGACAAUCGUUAUUUACCUUUUCAUAAAAUUUUGUUUGUUUGCUUAUCAAAAGAUUAUAACAACAGGAAAUAAAACAAAGCGAGAUUAG